AUGUCAGAUAUUCAGCAGUAUCUGCUUGACUUUGAUAGGAGCAAGAAGGAGGCUACUGCGACUGCGAAACAGAGCGCGACGCGGCUCGAGGAUGGCAAGUUGAAGCUUGUUAGUCUGGUUACGGACCUGGGUGAAUAUCUGAAUAGUGAGGAUGGGGCGAUUAGGGCGAAGACGAUGUCGUACCUCGCCGAGGUGCUAGAGCAGACUUCACCGAAGGUCUUGUCUUUACAACAGCGAAAUUUACUAUGCGACUUUACCGUCUCCCGAACCGAAGACAGCGAAGGCCUAGGAUCAUGUGCGACAGCGCUGUUAGCCCUCGAGAACCUCGGAAAGUGGGACGACCAACGGGUUGUCAGCAUCGUGGAAGCGCUCCUGAACAACACACAUCCUCUCCGCCAAUACAAACAACAGAGCGAAAGAUACCCGGUGUUGAGACUUAUCGAUAGGCUCAUGGCCAAGUACAGGGACAUUCUACAAGCCCACCACGAUGCAACGCCCGGCUUCAUGGAGCGCUUUAUAUCAUAUUUUGACGGAGAGAAGGAUCCUCGGAAUCUGAUGGUAGUAUUCUCAAUUCUACGAGUGCCCAUGGCAGAGUGGAAUAUUGGCGCAGAUGCACAAAAUCUUUUUGAUGCUGUAUUCAACUACUUUCCCAUUACCUUCCGGCCACCUCCCGAUGACCCGUACGGCAUCACUGCUCAGGACCUCAAGGAUCGUUUGCGCGACUGCAUAUCUUCUACGGCCGACUUUGCGCCAUAUGCCUUCCCUGCGCUGCUAGAUAAGCUUGACUCAACGUCGAUGAACACCAAGCGAGACGUGCUAUCGGCAAUCACCGCAUCGGUAAACGGAUAUGGUCCACGGACGGUGUCUUUAUAUGCUGUUACGUUAUGGGAUGCACUAAAGUUUGAAGUGCUCAACGUACAAGAGGAGGAUCUUGCUAAAGAGGCUCUGGCGGCUUUGGCUGCUAUCGCGAGAACGCUGUCGCAGGGUACACCAGGGUCCCUCCAGGCUUACUUGAAACCAAUCAUCAAAGAAUGCAACGAGCACUUAGAAGACGCGCCGACGAAGCAGUCGCAAGCCUCCGCGCGGUUCUUGGAGAGUAUCGCAAAUGUGUCUCCGGAUGUCACCAGCAUUCUGCUAGCUGGAGUUCUGCCAAAUCUCUUUCUCCUGUUCCAGACAGCAGAUACCAUGCAAAAGCGCCGAGGCUUGCUUGAGGUCCUUGUUCAACUCAUCAAAGCGAACAUUGAUGUCUACGGCGACUGGAGAAAGAUGGGUCCUGGUGGAGAGCAAGUUGGGAAAAACGCCCUUCUCCAAUUCCGAGACCAAGCGCUGGAGGUAAUGGUGAAUGGACUGGAGACUGCUCCGAGUAAGGAGGUAUCGUUUCGACUUGUAUGUCUUGGCGGUUUGAUACAGCUAUCAAAGGCUCGCGGACUGCUUAGCGACGAGGAUGUCGGCAGGAUUAUCCAGUUAUUGCAUUCCAUCGUCAUCCACGAGGAAUCGUACGGGAAAGACGAGGUCAAAGGAGCAGCCAUCAACGGUAUCGUUGAGAUCGCUCAUCAGAAACCACAAGUCGUCGUCGAUAAAGCAUUCCCAGCGUUCCUAGCCCAACUUCCUGACACAGACGCAAAUGGAUCGGAUGGCUACAUGGCCGUGCUCGAAGCUUUCGCUAAGCUCGCCAGCGAGGAGCAGGUAUUUGACACAGUCAUACUACGACUCAAGAACAAGUUCAGUGCAGCGGUACAGCAAGGUGCUUCGUCCAAGUAUAUUGUUGCACUCCUCUCGGCCAUGUUAUAUGCGCUCAAGAAGGGCGAGAACAAGCUGUCCCAGAGCUCGGACACCUCGACGUACUACAACGAUAUAGCCCUCCCGCUGAUUCAGCGUGCGUCAAGCUCCGAUACGACCCAUCCUGUCGCAUUCAACAAUGAGAUGACGCUGGAUCUCGUCGGUCGCAUAUGCAACUUAAUCAUCAGAUAUCUGCCCACUGACCAGCAGAACAGUAUCGCUUCGGAGUUGUACACACUGUUCCGUGGCACACCACAAGCCGAACUCCCACCUUUCAACACCAAUGCAAGUGUCGAAAGCAACAGAACGAUGAUUGUGUCGACUCAUCUACUCGCCUCUUUCCGCAAAGAUACAACUCUUCCUUGCGAGCUCCAGCUACUAAUAACAUCCCUCGCAAACUAUGCACAGCAACCCGCGCUAUCACCACUGGUUCGAUCAACCUCUCUUCGCCAGAUGUCGCUCGUAAUCAACAAAUACUACACUCCCGCCGCCCUCAAAACAUGCAUGGACCCCCUCAUUGCCGAGUUCGACCUUCUAAACCCCGAAAAGCUCGACCUACCCAGAAUACGAAUCAUCUUCGCCUGCCUCCGGGGAAUAGUCCUCAGAAGCAGCGCCGUACUAAACACACUCUACCCAACCCUCCUCUCACUCCUCUCCCACCCGCAAUACGGCAUCACCGUCGCCCAAGGCUUCACAACCCUCCUCCAACCAGACGACCUCCUCACAAAAGAAAAUCACUGUCAGAUCCUCGGUCUGCACAAGCACAAGACUUUUGCUCUCUUGGUGCCAAACAUCACAUCCGCGUUCAAAGACGCAGACGCAGAGACUAAACCAAACUACCUCAUCGCUCUCAGCGGAGCACUCCGAUGGAUGCCCUUUGACAUUGUCGUCGAAGAAGUCGGACAACUCGUGACCUUACUCCUCCAAUCUCUCGAUCUCAAGGGCGUGGAUAUCGUAAAAGAAGCUGCAAUCGGCACGCUGAUUUCUACCCUCCGCGAGAAACAUGAGGUGCUCGAGGAACAUACCGGAGCGCUGAUUUCGAGACUGUUGGCUUGUGCUACAAAGGAGAAGAACGGCAAGGGUAAGAAGGAGGGGGCUUCGCCGCCGCCGCCGAGUGUGAGAAUAGCUGCGCUCAAGUGUUUGCUAUUGGUGGCGGAGAAGUUCUCGGAAGAUGUGAUUGUGAGGUAUAGGAGGGCGGUGUGCAAGGGGCUUGUUGCGGCGUUGGAUGAUGGGAAGAGAGAUGUUAGGAGGGAGGCGGUGAGGUGUAGGGCUAAGUGGUUGAUGGCUGAUGAGCCGGAUGAUGAUUAG
Molecule: messenger RNA, 3087 nt
Organism: Pyrenophora tritici-repentis Pt-1C-BFP
Lineage: Eukaryota; Fungi; Ascomycota; Dothideomycetes; Pleosporales; Pleosporaceae
Product: MMS19 nucleotide excision repair protein
Biological process (GO): iron-sulfur cluster assembly
Cellular component (GO): cytosolic [4Fe-4S] assembly targeting complex
Source: RefSeq, a predicted model, not a curated record